Acanthoscelides obtectus is the source of this 1234-nucleotide messenger RNA. NCBI's taxonomy places the organism in Eukaryota, Metazoa, Arthropoda, Insecta, Coleoptera, Chrysomelidae. The record is from the annotation of a GenBank genome assembly.
UUACGUAAGAAAGACGUUUGACUCAUCUUUUAGCUUUCUUUUUUGUUCCAUGUCCAAUGUUGGAUAUGUUGAUAUUCUCUGAAAUUGAUAUUUUAAAAAAGGCAUCCAUCAAGCGGUUAUGAGUGUCUUCCAUGACGAAAUCGAAAUCGAAGAUUUCGAAUACGACGAAGAAGAAGGCAUUUAUCACUAUCCAUGUCCAUGUGGAGAUCGCUUUCAAAUCUCGACGGAGGAUCUUCUUGCUGGAGAAGAAAUAGCAACUUGCCCUAGCUGUUCGUUAAUUGUUAAGGUUAUUUAUGAAUUGGAUGCAUUUAUUGAAAAACAAUCUGAAGUUCAAUCACUGUCAGACAAUUUGAAGAAACUUGAACUAGCCCAUUGAAGACAAAUUGUUAUUCAAAAAACACUUAUGGCUGGAAGAGGUAGGGGCAGAGGAGGUAGGGGAGGAGCUACUAGAACCUUCAACAGGGAGCAGUUAAGUCAAAUGGGUAUCACAUCUAAUGAGACAUUACCAGGACCAGUUACACAACCUCCACCACUAUAUCCCCUUAUGGAUAGGAAACCUGUGCCUUUAACACAAUCUCCAGAAAUGGAUUACCUGUUGAUACUGAGACAAGAUUUUAUAGAUAGAAUGCAAAUAUCUGGCUCCUACUUAAAAAUGCCUGAAAGCAAAAGUAAUCAAGCUGAACAAACAAUAGACAAGUUGGUAGCUCAAUUACCUAGGGUCAAAGAGAAGUUUGUUUGGAAAUUGUUUCCAUCAGAAUUAAGGCCAAAGGCAAUGGCUAAAAGGGUGAGGAAAAAGGUACAAGAGGAUGUCAAUGUGGAAAAACGUUUGGAGGUAUUAGAAAAAAUAGAAGAAAAAUCUGAUGAUGUAGAAGAAAAACCGAAAAAUGACGACGAAGAUGAUGAAAUGGAGCAAAUUGACGAGAUAGAAGAGGACGAAGAGAUGGACGAGGGAACCGAUUAUGCAAAUAACUAUUUUGAUAAUGGAGAAAACUAUGAGGAUGAAGAUGAUGCCUUGGAAGAUGGUCCCAUUUACUGAAAGUAUUACUGUGAUUUGUACAUAUUCUAUUGCGUUUGUAUGCUGAGAAAAACUUCUUUUUUAGUGUAUACAAAUUUUAUUUUGGUUGUAUGUAUAUAACUUGAUUGGACAUGUAAAACAAUGGUUCCAAAUAUACUGAAUAAAAAAAAUUAAGGCACAAGUGUUUUGCUAUACCUGAACAAAAAAUAAUAUAAAAAC